Messenger RNA from Salvia miltiorrhiza (redroot sage), 1708 nucleotides. Its product is annotated as common plant regulatory factor 1-like. Gene Ontology annotation, cellular component: nucleus. Bases 322 to 1512 code for a protein of 396 amino acids. Gene Ontology annotation, biological process: regulation of DNA-templated transcription. The transcript is spliced from 13 exons. Lineage: Eukaryota; Viridiplantae; Streptophyta; Magnoliopsida; Lamiales; Lamiaceae. The record is from RefSeq and is a predicted model, not a curated record. Gene Ontology annotation, molecular function: DNA-binding transcription factor activity; sequence-specific DNA binding.
CUUCUUUCCCCCAAACUUUCUCUCACUAAAACCUCCCCUCACUGCAACCUCCUCUCACCCAUCCAUCCACCCACUCUCUAUGUUCAGACAGAGGAAUGCAGUUUAGAGCCUUCAGCUUUGUUCAAUAGAUUUCUCCUUUUCUCUAUACCGUCCUAAAAUUUUCCGAGGUUAUGGUUUUUUCUGGGGAUUGUUGAAUUUGUUGGAUGCAGAGAACAAAUAUGUAUAUAUGAGAGAGAGAGAGAGUUUAUAUGUCUAGAGCAGUCAAUAAACAGAUUUGUGUUCUUCAAUUGCUGUUGAUUUGGUCUGCAACUGGUAAUUAUCAUGGGAAAUAGUGAAGAAGGGAAGCCUUGUAAAAUUGAAGUUGAACAACCAUCGUCACCAGCGAACGACCAGGGUGCUGCUCCUGUGUAUCCCGACUGGGCGAUGAUGCAAGCUUACUAUGGUCCCCAAUUCGCUGUGCCACCAUAUCUUAACUCAGCUGUUGCUUCUCCUCAUAUCCCUACACCUUAUAUGUGGAUGGUGCCUCCACAGUAUAUGGUACCUCCUUAUGGGGCUUCAUACCCAGGAUACUAUUCUCAUGAAGGUGCUUAUGGGCAUCCUGGAGUUUCGACGGCUGGUACUUCGUUUAGCAUGGCUACACCAGCUGAGUCAUCAGGAAACACCGAUGGAGGCAUUGUGAAGAAGAAGUCGAAAGAUUCUCAGGGGCUUGCAGUUCCAAUCGAGAAUGGAAAUGCUGAUGGUGGUGGACAUGGACCAGAUCGUAGACUGUCGGAAAGUGAGGUGACUGACGAUUCCAGUGAUGGAACAAACGAAGUUACAGCAGAGGCUGGUCAGAGUGGCGUGAAGAGAAGCCGAGCAGGAUCUCCCAAGAGCGCAGCAAAAGGUGACAAGGACCAGAAAAAGGGCAGUGCUGAUGUUGGUCGAGGUUAUGGAAGUACGGAAGAGACGUCUCAUCCAGCAUAUACACCAGCAAAAGCAAAGGAAAACGCAAGUACUGUUCCGGAACUGAAGGGUUCUUCUAUCCUGGACGUGAAGCCGGUAGCAGCUUGUAAUCCGCAGUCAUCAAUUAUUGCAAAUGAAGCCCAGUUGCAGGGUACACCGAAUCAACCGGAGCUGAAAUGGGAGAAGAGGAAACAGUCGAAUCGAGAAUCUGCUAGAAGAUCGAGAUUGAGAAAACAGGCCGAGGCCGAGGAACUAGCCACCAAAGUUCAGACACUAAUUACUGAGAAUAUGACUCUGAAAUCCGAGUUAGAUGAAUUCAUGAAGUUCUCCAAGAAACUAGAGCUUGAAAACGGCACACUAAUGGAGAAGCUAAAAGAUGCUCGACCGGGAGAAGUAGACUUCCUCAAGAUUGACGGUGUGAGGCCAAAACCAGUCGACACAGUGAACCUACUCGCAAGAGUUGAAAGCAAUGGUGCUACGGAGAGAAGGGAUGAGGAUGGUGAUUCGUACGAGCAGAGAAGCCGAGCAGCAAAGCUUCAUCAGCUGCUCGAUGCUGUCGCUGCCGGUUGAUCUACCUUUCUUAUCUUGAUUAUCAGCUGAUCUUGUGGUUUAGGUAUCUUUGCAAGCACAGGAUUAGUUUUUGAUAUGAGAAAUGUGAGAAACCCCAUAAAUAUAUUUUUCACACUAAUGAUUAGUUUUGGAGAGAAAUGCAAAUUUGAGUUCAUUAAUGUCUCAUGCAAUAGCAGUUGUUUUACAUUUUUGGGGA